Oncorhynchus tshawytscha (Chinook salmon) is the source of this 2841-nucleotide messenger RNA. Its product is annotated as interferon regulatory factor 4. NCBI's taxonomy places the organism in Eukaryota, Metazoa, Chordata, Actinopteri, Salmoniformes, Salmonidae. Gene Ontology annotation, cellular component: nucleus. Gene Ontology annotation, biological process: regulation of transcription by RNA polymerase II; immune system process. Bases 174 to 1331 code for a protein of 385 amino acids. Gene Ontology annotation, molecular function: protein binding; DNA-binding transcription factor activity, RNA polymerase II-specific; RNA polymerase II cis-regulatory region sequence-specific DNA binding. The transcript has 8 exons. The record is from RefSeq and is a predicted model, not a curated record.
GGUUUGCGCAGAUAAGGUUCACAGAACGUAGCAGGUGCACAUCUCUCUACUCGCCCCGCCCACUCCACAACUAUGAUUUAAGUUAAGUUGUCACGCUGCAUUAUGAUCUUUCGAGACUGAUUGAUUUCAAAACUCAAAGGGGUUUCGAGUUUCAGAGUGUCUCUUGGCUAGAGAUGAAUCCGGAUUCGGACUACGGCAUGUCUACAGUGAGCUGUGGAAACGGGAAGCUCCGCUCGUGGCUGAUCGAGCAGGUUGACACCGGGAAGUACGCAGGCCUCGUGUGGGAGAACGACGACAAGAGCAUCUUCAGGAUACCGUGGAAGCACGCAGGCAAGCAGGACUACAACCGGGACGAGGAUGCCGCUCUCUUCAAGGCUUGGGCGCUGUUUAAGGGCAAGUUUCGCGAGGGCAUCGACAAACCUGACCCACCUACGUGGAAGACGCGCCUGCGGUGCGCACUCAACAAAAGUAACGAUUUCGAAGAGCUCGUGGAAAAGAGUCAACUGGACAUCUCAGACCCCUACAAAGUCUACCGGAUUAUACCCGAGGGCGCCAAGAGACAUUUCUUGCUAUCAGGAUCCAAACAGGAGGAUGGUGGCAGCCCGCAGACUCCCCCGAGCUAUCCCAUGCACCCCUCCUACCCCGCCCUACAGACUCAGAUGUCUGGGUACAUGUCCAGUGCAGAGCGAGGCUGGAUGAGGGACUAUCUUCCAGAGCAGACCUCGCUCCCUGAGCUGCCCUAUGCCCAGUGUUCCUACCCCUCACGCAGCCUACCCUGGGCCCAGGGCCCCAGCAUGGACAACGGGUACCAGAUCACAGGGUCCUUCUACACCUACCCUACUGAUGGCCAGCCCUCCCCCUUCACACUGGACACCAGCAUGAGAUCAGCCGAGGCACUCUCAGAUAUGCGGUUACAUGUGUCAGUGUUCUACCGGGACUCAUUGUGGAGGGAGGUGACCACCUCUAGUCCUGAAGGCUGUCGCAUCACUCCCUGCUCCCCAGACGACAAGCUCUAUUCCCCCACUGGAGGUCCAGACCUGGUGCCCCUACCCCUGGACAGCCUCCCAGCCCUGGGGAGGGGGGAGGAGUGCCCCCCCAGCCCCCCUGGUGGUACCCUGGAGAGGGGCGUGCUGCUAUGGAUGGCCCCAGAUGGCCUCUACGCUCGGCGGCUGUGCCAGGAGAGAGUGUUCUGGGAGGGAGGGUUAUCGCCCUACGGAGAUAAACCCAACAAGCUGGAGAGAGAACACACCUGUAAACUACUGCAUACACAGGACUACUUUGCAGAGCUGCAGGGCUAUGCCCACCACAUCUCUCCUCUGUACCUAAUCUAACCAUUUCCACCUCACCUCACCUCCCUCCCUGUUUGUCUCAGAGCUGCGGGGCUAUGCCCACCACGUCUCUCCUCUGUACCUAAUCUAACCAUCUCCACCUCACCUCACCUCCCUCCCUGUUUGUCUCAGAGCUGCAGGGCUAUGCCCACCACGUCUCUCCUCUGUACCUAAUCUAACCAUCUCCACCUCACCUCACCUCCCUCCCUGUUUGUCUCAGAGCUGCAGGGCUAUGCCCACCACAUCUCUCCUCUGUACCUAAUCUAACCAUUUCCACCUCACCUCACCUCCCUCCCUGUUUGUCUCAGAGCUGCAGGGCUAUGCCCACCACGUCUCUCCUCUGUACCUCAUCUAACCAUCUCCACCUCACCUCACCUCACCUCCCUCCCUGUUUGUCUCAGAGCUGCAGGGCUAUGCCCACCACGUCUCUCCUCUGUACCUAAUCUAACCAUUUCCACCUCACCUCACCUCCCUCCCUGUUUGUCUCAGAGCUGCAGGGCUAUGCCCACCACAUCUCUCCUCUGUACCUAAUCUAACCAUUUCCACCUCACCUCACCUCCCUCCCUGUUUGUCUCAGAGCUGCAGGGCUAUGCCCACCACGUCUCUCCUCUGUACCUAAUCUAACCAUUUCCACCUCACCUCACCUCCCUCCCUGUUUGUCUCAGAGCUGCAGGGCUAUGCCCACCACGUCUCUCCUCUGUACCUAAUCUAACCAUUUCCACCUCACCUCCCUCCCUGUUUGUCUCAGAGCUGCAGGGCUAUGCCCACCACAUCUCUCCUCUGUACCUAAUCUAACCAUCUCCACCUCACCUCACCUCCCUCCCUGUUUGUCUCAGAGCUGCAGGGCUAUGCCCACCACUUCUCUCCUCUGUACCUAAUCUAACCAUCUCCACCUCACCUCACCUCCCUCCCUGUUUGUCUCAGAGCUGCGGGGCUAUGCCCACCACGUCUCUCCUCUGUACCUAAUCUAACCAUCUCCACCUCACCUCCCUCCCUCCCUGUUUGUCUCAGAGCUGCGGGGCUAUGCCCACCACAUCUCUCCUCUGUACCUAAUCUAACCAUUUCCACCUCACCUCACCUCCCUCCCUGUUUGUCUCAGAGCUGCAGGGCUAUGCCCACCACGUCUCUCCUCUGUACCUAAUCUAGCCAUUUCCACCUCACCUCCCUCCCUCCCUCCCUGUUUGUCUCAGAACUGCAGGGCUAUGCCCACCACGUCUCUCCUCUGUACCUAAUCUAACCAUUUCCCCCUCACCUCACCUCCCUCCCUGUUUGUCUCAGAGCUGCAGGGCUAUGCCCACCACGUCUCUCCUCUGUACCUAAUCUAACCAUUUCCCCCUCACCUCACCUCACCUCCCUCCCUGUUUGUCUCAGAGCUGCAGGGCUAUGCCCACCACGUCUCUCCUCUGUACCUAAUCUAACCAUCUCCACCUCACCUCACCUCCCUCCCUGUUUGUCUCAGAGCUGCAGGGCUAUGCCCACCACGUCUCACCUCUGUACCUAACUUAACCAUCUA